Molecule: messenger RNA, 1411 nt
Organism: Neomonachus schauinslandi (Hawaiian monk seal)
Lineage: Eukaryota; Metazoa; Chordata; Mammalia; Carnivora; Phocidae
Gene: TINF2
Product: TERF1 interacting nuclear factor 2
Exons: 6
Coding region: 341-1411 (356 amino acids)
Biological process (GO): telomere capping; regulation of telomere maintenance via telomere lengthening
Cellular component (GO): shelterin complex
Molecular function (GO): telomeric repeat DNA binding
Source: RefSeq, a predicted model, not a curated record
CCCAUUGGUUCUCCAUUACCGCCCUUUUCCGGGGCAGGGAAACUGGCCGCAGAGCCGGAAGCGGGGUAGCCCUCGGGCUUGAGGGGGCGGCGGUGUGGAAAACAGAGAACCUGGUGCCAUUGGAGCUGGCCAGCUUCUCCAUUCAGGCUCCAGCCCGAGUUGAAGACCCCCCAGGAUUCCGGUGGCCUAUGGAAAAGAUCGCAUCGCGAGGUAUCCGGCGCAGACCGAAACAGCGCAGCCACUGAAAGCCGCCGGAAGCUUCGCCCCUAGGAGGAGUCGAGAAGCCUCGCCGUGGAGGAAGGAACCCAGAGGGCCUGCCCCCGGGGCGGAGCCCGCGGCCAUGGCCACGCCCCCGGGGGCCGGUCCCGCGGCUCUGCGCUUCGCCGCCGCCGCCAGCUGGCAAGUCGUGCGGGGACGCUGCGUGGAGCAUUUUCCGCGAGUAUUAGAGUUUCUGCGAUCAUUGCGCGCUGCUGCCCCUGGUUUAGUUCGCUUCCGCCACCACGAACGCCUAUGUAUGGGCCUAAAGGCCAAGGUAGUGGUGGAGUUGAUCCUGCAGGGCCGGCCGUGGGCCCAGGUUCUGAAUGCCCUGCAUCACCAUUUCCCAGAGUCUGGACCUGUAGUGCGGGACCCCAAAGCUACAAAGCAGGAUCUGAGGAAGGUCUCGGAGGCACAGGAGACCUUUUGCCAACAGGUGAAGCAACUAGGAGAGGCCCCAGUGGACUUGGCUUCCAGGCUGCAGGAACUUGAACAAGAGUAUGGGGAACCCUUUCUGGCUGCCAUGGAAAAGUUGUUUUUUGAAUACUUGUGUCAGCUAGAAAAAGCCCUGCCUGCACUGCAGACACAGCAGCUUCAGGAUGUGCUGAGUUGGAUGCAGCCUGGAGUUUCUAUCACUUCUUCUUUUGUCUUGAGCCAGUAUGGUGUGGACAUGGGGUGGCCACUUCCAGAGUGCUCCGUUCCCGAUUCAGCGAGCGUGACAGAGCCCACAGAGCAGAAUCCUCCUCAGCAACCAAAACUAGCACUUCAUGAUCCUUUGCCAAAUGCUAGGCCUGGCCCACACCUACCUCAGGGACCAGCCUUAAGGAAGCACUCAGAACCUACGGCUGGCCACCACUUCAAUCUGGCCCCUCUAGGCCGGCGAAGAAUCCAGUCCCGAUGGGCAUCCACUAAGGGAGGCCAUAAGGAGCGCCCCACAGUCAUGCUGUUCCCCUUUAGGAAUCUGGGUUCACCAACCCAAGUCCUAUCUGAGCCUGAGAACAGGGAAGAACAUGGGACAGACAUGGCAGAUCCAGCAGGUGCUGGGGGCACGAGAGCACCUUCCAUUGGAAAGUCAAAGAGUCCAUCCCAGACCCUGGGGGGAAGGGCUCUGAAGGAGAACCCAGUUGAGGUGUUUGCUUCAGAGCAAGAAGAGUGA